CUGGUUUAAUAGAGAUUUGGAUUCAAAUUUAUUGGAGAGUUCUUGAGUAAAACGAUAUUCAAGAGAUAUUUACAAGAUUACUUCCAGGGAAAACAUUCAUUUCUCUAAAAAGAAUAAGUAUAGGAAUCGGAAAAUGUAAUAUUUUUUACCAGAAAUUAGUGAGAAUCGUAACGAGAUCGCAAAGCAAACAAACGAAAUAAAUGAUUUCCGUGAUAGCACUCUUCAACAGUCUCGUCAAAUUGACAAUCUACUGAAGGAAAACACAGAACAAAACUCUGAAAUCAGGGACUUGAGGAAAGAUUUGGUCGGACUUGAAACAAUGAACAGAAAACUUCUGGAAGAAUUGGGCGAACAAAAGCAAACAAACAAUGAGAUGAAGAAAGCACUGAAUCGGAUUGAAGAAAAACUCUUUGCAAUGGAGAAGCCUCAACAGGUUCAAUCUGGAAACCAACAGAGACCGACGACAACAACCAAAACAACUCUGAAACCGACCCCUUCCCCAGAAAACUGCAAAUUGAAGAUCAGCAAUGUUUGUCAUUUCGCUGUGAUAUUUGCUGAAGAUGAUGUCAACUACAACAAAGCAGUUAAUAUUUGUAAGAAACGUAACGCAGAUGUUGGUUUGACUCAAGAUGAAGAAUCUUACAAUGCGGUUAUGAAUUACUUGAGAAGUAAUAUUCCAAAGGGAAGGUCGUGGAUUGAUAUCUGGACAGGAAUCUACUUUGAUCCAAAGACGGAUGACGUCACACCUGCAGAUUCAUUCAUUAACUGGUAUCCAACUGCACCACUCCACGGCAUGGGUAGCACAACUGUUUAUCUCAAUGUUGAUUCCAAACCAUCUAAGUGUUGGCAAGGAAUGGUGAAUGCUUCUCCUACUUUGAAUCUAAACGGAGUUAUUUGUGAAAUCCUGAUCUAA
This is a messenger RNA of Styela clava, 913 nucleotides long. The record is from RefSeq and is a predicted model, not a curated record. NCBI's taxonomy places the organism in Eukaryota, Metazoa, Chordata, Ascidiacea, Stolidobranchia, Styelidae.